Messenger RNA from Tauraco erythrolophus (red-crested turaco), 1017 nucleotides. The record is from RefSeq and is a predicted model, not a curated record. Lineage: Eukaryota; Metazoa; Chordata; Aves; Musophagiformes; Musophagidae.
UUUGCUGUUCCAGUUGAAGAAACAAAGUAUGCCUGUACCUUUAUCCCAUUGCCCAUGGUCAAGCAGAAACACCAUAUCUACAAGUUUGAGCCUGUAAUAACACCCCACAACAUAACCUUAGUUCAUCAUAUUCUUGUUUAUGCCUGUGGCAACGCCAGUGUGUUACCCAGUGGCGUAGACGAUUGUUAUGGAGCCAAUCCAGAUUUUGCCCUGUGCUCGCAGGUGCUUGCGGGCUGGGCUGUUGGAGGAGAGUCUUACCAGUUUCCAGAUGAAGCUGCAAUUUCCAUAGGGACACCUUUGGAUCCUCAGUAUGUCCGACUAGAAAUCCAUUACAGCAAUUUUGACUUGUUACCAGGCUUGAUUGACAGCUCGGGGGUACGAAUCUACUAUACGCCGGAGCUACGGAAAUAUGAUGCGGGGGUCCUGCAAACAGGAGUCUUCACUUUCCCUGUGCAUUUCAUUCCUCCUGGAGCAGAAUCCUACAGAUCUUAUGGCCUUUGCAAUUCCAGCCAGUUUGAUGAAAUUAAUGGGAUGCUGGUUCCAGAUCUGCAUGUCUUUGCCUACAUGCUUCACACCCACCUGUCUGGCAGAGGAUUGAAAGCUGCUCAAUACCGGAAUGGUGAGCAGUUGAGGAUCAUCUGUGAGGACAAUAAGUAUGACUUCAAACUGCAGGAGAUUCGGGAUAUGAAGGAAAUCAUCAUAAUCAAACCAGGGGAUGAGAUCCUGGUUGAAUGCAACUUUCAGACGCUGGAUCGGUCAGGGAUUACUUUUGGUGGGCCAAGCACCAUGAACGAGAUGUGUCUCACAUUCCUCUUCUACUACCCUCGUAACAACAUCUCCAGUUGUAUGGGCUACCCUGACAUUUUGUACAUUGCUCAGGCACUCAAGCAGGAGGCCUCAGAUGCAGUGGAAGGAAUGAUGGCCAUGGACUUUGUUGACUGGGACAAUGAGACUGUCAAAAUUGCAGAGAGAGCAGCCAAAGAGGCAGAUCAAGUAGUCAUGAUUAAAACCAUUAAU